CUUCACAAGUUGGACGCUUUGCUUCGUUGCUACCUUACCUUGGUAUGGCGGGUGUGGCUGUUGAGUUGCAUGACUUGGCUGAUGAGUGGGAAAGGGACACCACCAUAAGGGCACGUCUCCGAGACAGUGGGGUGCUUUUCGUUGAGGAAUCUGAGGGCACCCGUUUGGCCACCAACAUCCGUGGAGCUGAGAGGCACGCAGAGGUGCUCCUUCCUCUUCUCCCAAGGCUUCGUCGGGGAGAUGACAUCGGCAUGUGCACGAUUCCCCAGCUUGAAGUUGAGAUUUCCAAGCUCUACAGCAUGGUGAGUGCCACCACAACUUUGCCUUCUUCUCGUGGGCUAGUGCCUGAUUCCCAAAGGGUCAAGCUGGAAGCGUGGUUCUGCAAAGGCUUCUGCGUUUUGGUGAAGAGGAAGCUCUCCCGUGGCCAAGUUCCCAGGUCUAAGGUGUUUCGUCGGCUUUUGAGUGCGCUUUCUGGUCAGAACUGGGACGAUCCAGCAGAACCUGAAGGAGAAGAGGAGCCACACCCCGAGAAUCCAGAGGAGCGAGAUGAAGAUCUAGCACUUGGUGACUUGGGCGAUGGUGGUUCUGAUCCUGAAGGUGAUGCUUCUCCACUUGUCAUCGAAGAUUCACAGCCUGAGCCUGAGGUUGCCGAUGAUGAGAUGGAACCUUUGGCAGAUGAGGCUGGUGGCAAUUCAGUCUUUGACGGUUCACUCUCUGGCUCUGAAGCUCCUGGUGACGAGGAGGCCAUUCCUGCAUCCACUGAUGCUGUUCGAGGUUCUGACAGUGAGAUACCAUCUGACCCGUCUGAGUCGGAGCCUCCAAAGAAGGCCUUCGAGAGUGGAGAGGAGACGGUGGACCACAAGCCCGUCAAGGUUCAGGUCUUUGGGAAGUCGCCAGCCUUUGAGAGAGCCCAGGCCAUCCAGAGAAUGCUUCAGAAUGCCAGGCAGCGCCGUCAAGCAAUGAUUGCUGGCAUUCCUCAGCCGGCCUGUGCUGGCCCCAUUGAGAUCCAUGACAGCCUUCCUUUUGGCGCCGACAAUGUGGAGACCCAGCCGGUGCCAGAAGCUGAUGCGGCAGCUAUGGCAUCCCGCCUUUCCCGCGAAACUGAGUUUGAAGAACCCAAUUUGGGCGAAGAAGAUGCCAAGUUGCUUCGCCGCAAUCAAUUGGACCUGAAACAGGCCAGCAAGGAUGAGGAUGGAGCGUGUGCAGAUGGCCAGAAGCCAGCCAAGGCCCCACGUGGCAGGAAGCCCAAGGGUGGCCCGAAAGCUGCUGCCAAGGCGAAAGCCAAAGCAAAGGCAUCAUCAGCAAAGGCAAAGGCGAAGGCUUCAGCAGAAGCCAAGGCGAAGGAAGAAGGUCCAAAGGCCAAGAGCAGGGCCAGGAAGAACAAGGCAGCAGAUCCUGGUGAUGCAGCCGCUGUUCCAGGACCUGCUGCUGAGCCCAAGCGCAAGCAGAAGAAAGCCAAGCAUUCUGCUGGUCCUGAAGUUGAUCGUGCCGUUGAGGCUGCUGACGCGGCCGUGGCCACUUUGAGAAAGCCCAAGGGGGAAAAGCGCUUUGCCAAGCGCAGGAUGCCCUCCGCCCCGUUUCAACGUGCCAAGUUUGUGGCCAUCCGGGCAGCCUUUGAGAGCAAGAUCAAGCCGCUGUUGACAGCUUUUAGCGCCCAUGAGGACUACUUCUGGACCUUCACCGGCAAGGCUUGGAAGACCAAGCACAUCAGCCUGGACAACAUCGACGCCGAGGCACUUGUCGCGGCAAAGGCAUACGUUGAGCAGCUCGUUGCGACCGGCAUCCUUGAGUGAGCAGAUUUGAGAUUCUGAUAGCAGCAGUUUGGCAUGGGCGCCUACAGGUUUUUCUGAUUUUUUGGAUUGAUG
Messenger RNA from Cladocopium goreaui, 1865 nucleotides. The record is from the annotation of a GenBank genome assembly. NCBI's taxonomy places the organism in Eukaryota, Dinophyceae, Suessiales, Symbiodiniaceae.